This is a messenger RNA of Trichoderma asperellum CBS 433.97, 2275 nucleotides long. RefSeq names its product Cytochrome B translational activator protein cbs2 (gene CBS2). Gene Ontology annotation, molecular function: pyridoxal phosphate binding; glycine hydroxymethyltransferase activity; cobalt ion binding. Gene Ontology annotation, biological process: L-serine catabolic process; tetrahydrofolate interconversion; folic acid metabolic process. Lineage: Eukaryota; Fungi; Ascomycota; Sordariomycetes; Hypocreales; Hypocreaceae. The record is from RefSeq and is a predicted model, not a curated record. Gene Ontology annotation, cellular component: cytoplasm.
UACAAGUCUUAGCAGCUCCAUGCUAUGAAUUACAUUAUGUAACGCAUUUCGCCGACGCAGUGAAACUAUUUGUAAAAUGCGCGUCCUAGGCUAGUUGCUAUUCCUCUCAGGACAGCUAGAGCGCGGCUGCGAAGCUUUGCGAAAUUCGGUACCUGGAAGAUAUGUAACUGCACACUACUAUCGGCGGCAAACUAUACUGCCUUGGGUUGUAUGCGGGGAUGGCGAGACUUGCAGCCGGAUAAUCACGGUCAGGCCAGGCUACGGAGCGCCGCCUUUCAACCCACGCGAUCGGGAUUGCGAGCGGCAAGCAUCGCCGGCACAAUUUCUCGCCCGGCCAUCCUGUCCUCUGUUGCCGCAUCCUCGCACACUCAUUCCUUACCCACCUCGCCCUUUAAAUUUCCUGUUUGCGUCGCAAUUGAAGUUGAGUUCAGCUUCCCGACGCCAUGGCAGCUUAUUUGCGAAGCAGGGCCAUGCCUCUAGGCGGCUUGAAAAGGCUGGCAACAAGGCCGCCGUCUGUAACCACAGCAUCUCUGAUCACUCGACGAGCAAAAGCUUCACUGGCCCAAGAUGGCCAGCAGCAGCUUCUUUCGGCGCACCUCGAGAAGGCCGACCCGGCUGUUUUUGAUAUCAUUGAGCGAGAAAAAAACCGACAGAAGCACUUCAUCAACUUGAUUCCAUCAGAGAACUUCACCUCCCAGGCUGUACUGGAUGCGCUGGGCAGUGUCAUGCAAAACAAGUACUCGGAGGGCUACCCUGGCGCCCGGUACUAUGGCGGCAAUGAGAUUAUCGACCAGUCCGAGAGGCUAUGCCAGCAGCGAGCACUGGAAGCAUUCAGCUUAGAUCCCAAGUCUUGGGGAGUCAAUGUACAGGCUCUUUCUGGUGCCCCGGCAAACCUCUAUGUGUAUUCGGCACUUAUGGAUACUCAUGACCGACUGAUGGGCCUUGACUUGCCUCAUGGUGGCCAUCUUUCCCAUGGCUACCAGACGCCGACCAAGAAGAUAUCUGCAGUGUCGAAGUAUUUCGAAACUUUGCCUUACCAACUGGAUGAGCGUACUGGCUAUAUCGAUUACGAUAACCUUGAAAAGCUGGCCACCAUCUACCGACCCAAGAUCAUCAUUGCCGGAACCAGUGCUUACAGCCGCUUGAUUGAUUACCAGCGCAUACGCGAAAUUUGUGACAAGGUCAACGCUUAUAUGGUAGCAGAUAUGGCGCAUAUCUCUGGUCUUGUUGCCGCCAAGGUGCUGCCAGGUCCAUUCCCCUUCGCUGAUAUUGUCACCACCACUAGCCACAAGAGUCUCCGUGGUCCCCGAGGAGCCUUAAUCUUCUUCCGUAAAGGUGUUCGAAGGCAGAACCCGAAGACCAAGGAGGACGAAAUGUACGACCUUGAAGGUCCUAUCAACAACUCCGUUUUCCCUGGCCAUCAAGGUGGUCCCCACAACCAUACCAUAACCGCUCUUGCUGUUGCGUUGAAGCAGACACAGACACCGGAAUUCCAUGCCUACCAGUCCCAAGUUCUAGCAAAUGCAAAGGCCUUCGCUAAGCGUCUUGGAGAAGAGAAGGGAAAAGGUGGCCUAGGAUAUAACCUUGUCAGUGGCGGUACCGACAACCACCUCGUUCUCGUUGACCUGAAGCCCCAUGGCAUUGACGGUAGCAGAGUAGAGCGCGUUCUGGAACUGGUUGGCGUUGCCGCGAACAAGAAUACCGUGCCAGGUGACCGAUCAGCCUUAGUACCCGGCGGUCUUCGUAUGGGGACACCCGCUAUGACAACUCGUGGCUUCCGUGAGGACGAUUUUGUCCGUGUGGCAGAUGUUGUUGACCGAGCCGUCACUAUAGCGACUCGCAUCAACAAGACUGUCCGAGCGGCGGCUCAAGAGCGAGGCGAAAAGUCGCCUGGUAAGCUCAAGCUCUUUGUAGAGCAUCUAGGAAAUGGAGAUAGGGAUCCGGAGAUUGUGCAACUGAGAAGCGAAGUCGCGGAUUGGGUAGGCACAUACCCUCUCCCUUGGGACGCGGCUCAGUAGAUGAAUCCCAUAUGGCAAUGCCCUGUUCAAAGAGCUGCAUCUUGGAAUAGUUAAAUUGAAGGAUUCUUCUACCACCAUUGUAGACACCAACGCCGCGAUUUUAGACGUUCGUCUACUGCUAUUUAUUUGCCAGUUUGUUCAAUCAAGUAAAAGCACCUUUGUAAAGCUCCAUAUAUGUACACUAAAUAGACUACAAGGUAAUUGGAUGACAAUAUUUAAAUUAGUGGAAAGUAUAGAAGCAUUCUCCCCUCUCUCGG